GGUCAGCUGACCGCUGGCCGAGAGGUUAAAGGUCAGGCUGGGAAGCCGGAAGCUGGAAGCUGAGGGAGAUGGAAAUGGAGAAGCGGAGUUUCCUCCUGCUGAUGGCGCUGGCUCUGCUGAGGGGUCUCUGCAGUGCCAACUCAGUGGAAAAGAAGAUUUACGUUAACUUGAACACGACAGUGGCCUGUGUGCGUCUCCUGAAUUCCACCCACCAGAUCGGCUGUCAGUCUUCUCUGCACGGAGACACCGGCAUCGUUCACCUGGUCAAACAGGAGUCCGACCUCGACUGGGUCCUCAAGGAGGGCCCUCACCCACCCUACGCAGUCGUCUUGGAGACAGAUAUGUUCAAAAGGUGAGCGUGC
Messenger RNA from Carcharodon carcharias (great white shark), 362 nucleotides. RefSeq names its product nicastrin-like. The transcript has 3 exons. Lineage: Eukaryota; Metazoa; Chordata; Chondrichthyes; Lamniformes; Lamnidae. Gene Ontology annotation, biological process: Notch receptor processing; protein processing. Bases 69 to 356 code for a protein of 95 amino acids. The record is from RefSeq and is a predicted model, not a curated record. Gene Ontology annotation, cellular component: membrane.